ACCCUAAUUUCUCCAAUUUUUGAACCCUUACACUCAUACUCGAAAUUGUUUUUUCAUAGAUUACGCCUUCAAUGACGUCAGAUUCGAGCUCUUCAUCAUCAUCCUCCUCCGAAGAAGAAUCCGCCGGGCAAAGACCUGAUAUCGACCAUAACACCGAUUCAAUCGGUAACACUCUCGACGCCAUCGAAAACCAGUUGUCAUCGAUGGCAUUGAAUACUGCAGUUAAUGAAGAAAUGCCAUCGGUUGCUGAUGAUCAUCACCAACCUGCCACGGAGGUCAGAAAUGGAUCUUUGAAGGAAAUUGAAAGCGAGAGGCUGAUAAACUCGACUGAGGAGAGUAAGUUGUCGAGGGCGGCGGGAAUGUGGAGGAAUAACUCGGAGGUGGAGAUUGACGGGGCAAUGUCAAGUCCAUGUAUCAGUGGGUAUGCCGCUGAGAGGGGUAGUGGUGGUGGUGCUACUCGUGCGUCUGGAGCUGAUGAUAUUCAGGAACUUCGGAAUAAUAGUUCUUCCGUGGGUGAGGAUGGAGAUUCGUUGGGUUCUGCUAAAUCACAGUGGGUUCCCGGUAAACGGCACGUUGAUGAGGAUGAUGCUUCUGUGUCAUGGAGAGAAAGGAAGAAACACUUUUUUGUUUUGAGUCAUUCUGGAAAACCAAUAUAUUCAAGAUAUGGGGAUGAACACAAGCUAGCAGGAUUUUCAGCAACUCUACAAGCCAUUAUUUCUUUUGUGAAAAACGGGGGAGACCAGGUUAAAUUGGUUAGGGCGGGAAAACACCAGGUGGUUUUUCUUGUGAAAGAACCAAUUUAUUUAGUUUGUAUAAGCUGUACAGAAGAGCCUUAUGAGUCACUAUGGGGGCAACUGGAACUUCUUUAUGGUCAGAUGGUACUUAUACUUACAAAGUCUGUAAAUAGAUGUUUUGAGAAGAACUCUAAAUUUGACAUGACACCUUUGCUUGGAGGAACAGAUGUUGUUUUCUCUUCUCUCUUCCACUCUUUCAGUUGGAACCCUGCCACUUUUCUUCAUGCAUACACUUGUCUUCCCCUUCCUUAUGCAACGAGGCAAGCUGCUGGUGCAAUAUUACAGGAUGUUGCUGAUUCAGGUGUCCUCUUUACAAUGUUGAUGUGUAAAUACAAGGUUGUCAGUCUGGUAGGCACACAGAAAGCAUCACUUCAUCCUGAUGAUAUGUUGCUGCUUGCUAACUUUAUCAUGUCAUCUGAAUCUUUUAGGACAUCCGAAUCAUUCUCGCCUAUUUGUUUGCCGAGAUACAACCCUAUGGCAUUUCUACAUGCUUAUGUUCAUUAUUUUGAUGUUGAUACGUACUUGGUGUUGCUGACAUCAAGUUCAGAUGCCUUUUUUCAUCUAAAAGAUUGCCGGAUACGUAUUGAAAUGGUCCUUUUGAAGUCUCACGUUCUAAGUGAAAUUCAAAGAUCCUUGUUGGAAGGUGGCAUGCGUGUUGAGGAUUUACCUGUUUACCCAUCAACUCGUUCUGUGUCAUUAUUCCAUUUGAAUGAGCCCAGGCUGGUUACAGGACCUCAAGAGAGAUUACACGAAGCAUUUGUAGGUAUUGGUGGUCCUGCGGGACUCUGGCACUUUAUAUAUCGCAAUAUGUAUCUAGAUCAGUAUGUAUCUUCCGAGUUUUCAUCUCCAAUCACUGGUCACCAACGGCAGAAAAGAUUAUAUAGAGCAUAUCAGAAGCUUUAUGCUUCCAUGCAUGAUAAAGGAACUGGGCCCCAUAAAACUCAGUUCAAGAGGAAUGAAAAUUUUGUCUUACUAUGCUGGGUCACACAGGAUUUUGAACUUUAUGCAGCAUUUGAUCCGCUUGCAGACAAGGGUCUGGCCAUAAGGAUAUGCAACCGCGUGUGCCAGUGGGUGAAAGACGUGGAGAACGAAAUCUUUUUGGUGGGAGGAAGCCCUUCCGUCUGGUGAUUAUCUUUCCCAUCUCUGUCAUGUAUGCCAUCAUCUACUUGAACCAAAUAUUAUCACUCUUUUUUGUAGUUGUAGUUGUAUAGAUUCUGUAGACUUGGUGUAGAACCACCUUCCGUAUAAUAUUUUGAAUGGUAAUGAUAUCUA
This is a messenger RNA of Cynara cardunculus var. scolymus (artichoke), 2066 nucleotides long. Its product is annotated as vacuolar fusion protein MON1 homolog. The record is from RefSeq and is a predicted model, not a curated record. Gene Ontology annotation, biological process: protein targeting to vacuole; vesicle-mediated transport. Bases 72 to 1922 code for a protein of 616 amino acids. Lineage: Eukaryota; Viridiplantae; Streptophyta; Magnoliopsida; Asterales; Asteraceae. The transcript is spliced from 14 exons.